Molecule: messenger RNA, 1109 nt
Organism: Hibiscus syriacus
Lineage: Eukaryota; Viridiplantae; Streptophyta; Magnoliopsida; Malvales; Malvaceae
Product: E3 ubiquitin-protein ligase BOI-like
Exons: 3
Coding region: 174-1091 (305 amino acids)
Biological process (GO): regulation of programmed cell death
Molecular function (GO): ubiquitin-protein transferase activity
Source: RefSeq, a predicted model, not a curated record
AACAAAUUUUGUGUACGAUAAAUAACUAUUAGAUUCCCUCUCUCUUAUCUCUUGUUCUUAUUCUAAACUUUCUCUUUCCAUUAAGAACCAAAUAAACCCAUAUAUAUAUAUAUAUAUAUAUAGCAAACUCGAAGAAGAAUACAUCAAAGCAAAGCAAAGCAAAAGCAAAGCCAAUGGCAGUUGAAGCUCGGCGUAUGGAUAUUUUGCCUCCUCGGUUAAUCGCCAACAGCAGAGAUUUUAUCAAAACAAAUCAAGGGAUGGGCAAUCUAUACAAUACCCAGAUGGAUUCUUGUGUUCCUCUGGUUGAUUCAAUGCAACCAUUAUAUCAAUCCCUCGUCUGUGAUCCAAAUAUCUCAGCCAAAACUUCAAUCAACAAAGCCGAUAGUGGUCUUACUUUCAACAUGAAUAUCCCAGUUUCAUCUCCAAGAAAAAGGUCUAGAGAUUCCUUCAACAAUGGCUUCGAUUCAUACUCGAUCCCUCAAAAGAACAAACUUUCUGAUGUCUUCUCCCAGAUCCAACAACAACAACAAGAUAUUGACUGUUUUAUUUCUGAUCAUACGGAAAAAGUGAGGAUGGAGCUUGAAGAGAGAAGAAAGAGCCAGUCAAGAAUGUUGAUUACAGCAAUCCAAGAAGGGGUGAUGAAGAAACUGAGGGAGAAAGACGAAGAGAUACAAAGAAUCGGGAAACUAAACUGGGUUCUUCAAGAAAGGGUUAAAAGCCUGUACGUAGAGAACCAGCUGUGGAGAGACUUGGCACAAACGAACGAAGCGACGGCCAAUUCCCUACGCAGCAAUUUAGAACAAGUCCUGGCACACAUGGGAGGUGCGGCGUUGGAAGAUGACGCGGAGUCUAGCUGUGGCAGCUGCGACAACGGAUGGCGAAAGGUUGUGGUGAUGGCGGCGGAGGAUAAGGCGGUGGUUGUUGGGAAUGGGGACCAUAAGUGCAGAAAGUGUGGGGAGAAAGAGUCAAGUGUACUGUUGCUGCCAUGCAGACAUCUAUGUCUAUGUACAAUGUGUGGGUCCACUAUCGCAGGCACUUGCCCUGUUUGUCUCUCUGUUGCCAAUGCCAGUCUGCAUGUUAACAUGUCGUGAUAAACUUUCUUUCCUCUU